UUGGGCUAAUAAAAUUAAUAUUAAAUCACAAAGCUCAUUAUUAAAAAAAUUAUCCUGAUUUGAUGAGAUCCAGUAAUAGAGUAACUAAUAGGAAAAUAGCCCACUUUCAAAAAUAGUUAAAAACCAGACAAACCUGAAAAAAAAAUCAAUCCAAACAUUUCUGCCCUUGCCUUCACAUAAUACAGCAAAUUCCUUCCAGGAAAUUCUUUUCAUUUUUUUCCAGGGGAGGACAGGAAAGAAGGAAGUGCCCACUUUUAGUGCAUUUCUCCUCUUGUUUUCUCAGAGUGUGCAAAAACAAAAGGGAAAUGAACUGCAGAAAGUGGUUCCAGGGAGCUCACAGCACCCAGCACUAAGGAAAUAAGGAGCAAUUUCACUUCUCUAUAAUGAGCCAAAUAUUUUCCUUCCUGUAUCAGGAGGCAGGUGGCUGAUAGAGGGUGGAAAAACCCCUUUCCCUCCCCACAAAUAUUCACUUUUUCUUCAGCCAGGAACAGGUGUUUAUAUAUGGAAAUAUUUACAUGUAGACAUAUGCAAAGUGCCCAGGAAAUACAGAAGGAGCAGUUUUGGAGAGUAUUAAAUAACAGGAUUUCUGUCAUAGGUGUUUGUAAGAAAACUUGAAUUUCACAGGAAAACUUGAAUAUCCCAGGAGCCCUUCCAUGCUCAGCACCCAGUGAUCUCUGUAACACAAGGCUGCAUUAAUUAAUGCACCCCAGAUAUUUCUUGGUUUGGAACACCUUUUUUUGAAAGGGGAGAUUUAACACUACACCCUCUGACUCAUUUUUAGGAGUUGCACAGGAGAAGUAGUGGAAGAUCUCCAGAUCCUGGAAAGGAUCCAGUGGAAUCCAGUGCUGCCUUUGGCACCUCAGACUGGGAACUCAGAACAAGCAGCCCUUGCUCUCAGGAGCAGCCCAGCAGAAUCUAGAGUUUAUUCUGGGAAUUCAGAACAAGCAGCCCUUGCUCUCAGGGGAUGCCCAGUAAAAUCCAGGAUCCAGAAUUUAUUCUGGGAAUUCAGAACCACCAGCCCUUGCUCUCAGGAGCUGCUCAGCAGAAUUCAGGAUCCAGAAUUUGUUCUGGGAAUUCAGAACCACCAGCCCUUGCUCUCAGGAGCUGCCCAGCAGCAGCACACAGGGCAGGAUUUAAAUCCCAUCCCUCAGCUCUGCAGGAAGGUGAUGCAUUCCUUCCAGGAUCUACAGCACGGGACAAACAUUCCCCACAAGUUUUUGCCUGAUCCUGUACUUUCAGAAAAACUGAAUAAGCUGUAAAAAAACCCCCAAAUCUGGAGGAGGAGAAGGGCUGAACCCGAGCACCACCUCAGGCAUCCCCGUGAUGGGCAGGCUCCUCUCUGGGACUCCUGUCCCCUCAGUUCCAUGUGGUUUGUGGAAGAUGAAGGGUGGGCUGGAGGGGGCUUGGAGCAGCCUGGACUGGUGGAAGAUGUCCCUGCUUGGUGUCAAGGAACCAGGACAUUCUGGGAAACUCCUCUGUGAUUUGCACCACACUUGUGCCACAGCUGACUUGGACCCUUUGGAUCUGGAAAUGAGGCUUGGUUCAGGCAGUGGCUCUAAAAAUCAUUCUGAGCUCCAGGGACAGAGCUGUGAGCUCAGCCCAAAGGACUUGCAGCCACUGGAGCUCCAGGAGCAGCUCAAGGAGAGCAGCAGAGGGGCUCAGCCAUCCCCAGCAGCCUGGAUCCACCUGGAGGUGACAGCCUUGGAAUGGCACAAGGAGGCCUCAUCCAGGGCCCAGGAUCCUCUCCUGCUGCAUUCAGAAUGGAGGAAUUACACUGAUCUGAACAGCUCAAAAGGAAUGAUGCAAUUGCUCAUCAUGAAUGGAACAGAAAACAAUUCUGAUCCCAAGCAAGAGAAGCCUGGCUCAGGAGGUGCCAUCACUGCAAUCAGAGAAGGUUUCAGUGAGCUGGAGAAGGACCAUGUGGAGCCCAGGCCCAGCUCUGACUCAGGUGGUGAAGGCACAGCACCAUUUUUCCUUUGUGGCAAGAAGUUUUGAAGCAUCUUCCCAGAGACAGCAGUAACUGUGAGGAGCUGAACCUGAAGCUCAUCCUUGUUUCCUGGGAGUGUUUAUUGUCCUGAGCACUCCCUGAUUGAUCUGGGCAGUGCAGGGAGGGGAGGCCACAGGCACAAGGAUUUUAUGGCCCCUAUAAAAGCUGCACACAGCUUUUCCUCCUUUUGCUGCUGUUAAAUGCAGCAUUUGGGAUCAUAUGGCACUUUGAGUGCUCUGAUUUAUGGGGAGGCAGCAACUGCAUCUGUAAUAAACAUUCUAAAGGCUGAGUUGAAGAGCAAUCCACUGCAUUUAUUUGGGAUAUAAACACUUCCUGCAAUGCAUGUGGGAAUCAGCCCGGGCUGAACUCACAGCCAGAGCUUCAAGGUCAAAGCCAAGGUGGAGGUCUCUGAAAAGACGAGUGUCAAGUGAAAUGAAGCGUUUGAUGCAAGAGGAGUUUGCAGCUGAUCCACAACAUGAUACCUGCAUGUUUUCAGAAGUUGUUUUGACUUUCUUCUAUGGUUCCUUAUCAAAUUCAUGGCAAAGUGAAUGUGGUAAAACUCAGCCCUUUGCUUUCUAACCUUGAAAAGGUAAAUAAAUCCUUUGGCUUGAGUCACAAGUGGUUUUGCCUCAUUAAGAGCAUAUUUUAUUCAAAAAGAGUAUAUUUGAAUCAGAAAGCAAUUGAUGUGCACACAGGAUUUGGGUCAUUUUUGGUGCAAGAAGGUGAAAUUUGAUGGAAGACUGGAGCUUUUGACAGUAAAAAAGCAGCUUUUUACAUCACCACGUUAUAGUCCAAAAAUAUAUUUAUCACACUACUAUUGCUAAAUUUUGUUAAUAGCAGAAUUCAAACUCUAUUCAUACAGCACAGUCUUCCAACAUUCUACAUCCAGCAUUCAUUUGAAUAUUUGCAUAAAGCCAGUAAUAUAAUAUAUAGUUAUAAGAGCAAGAUAACAACAGUUAUAACAACAGAAGUUAUAAAAACAGUGAUAACAACAAUUAUAACAACAGUUAUAAAAACAGCUGACUGCGGGCUGCUUGCAGCCUGGCCCUCAAACUUCAUUUACACUUAUAUUUACAUUUACACUUACACUUACAUUUACAUUUACACUUGCAUAUUACUUAAAAUUACAUUUACACUUAGACUUGCACUCACAUUUACACUUACAUUUACACUUACAUUUACACUUACAUUUACACUUACAUUUACAUUUAUACUUACAGGUGCAUUUUACUUACAAUUACAUUUACACUUACAUUUACAUUUGCACUUACACUUUUUACACUUCUUUUUACACUUUUUACACUUUUUACACAUUUUACUCUUACACUUACAUUUACACUACACUUAUAUUUACAUUUUUUCUAUUAUUUCACGUUCCCCUUUGCCCGGGCCCCUCGC
Oenanthe melanoleuca is the source of this 3385-nucleotide messenger RNA. RefSeq lists its product as uncharacterized. The coding region runs from base 1324 to 1995 and encodes 223 amino acids. The transcript is spliced from 9 exons. NCBI's taxonomy places the organism in Eukaryota, Metazoa, Chordata, Aves, Passeriformes, Muscicapidae. The record is from RefSeq and is a predicted model, not a curated record.